AUGAACCACUCGCCGCUCAAGACCGCCCUGGCCUACGAAUGCUUCCAGGACCAGGACAACUCGACGCUGGCCCUGCCGUCGGACCUGAAGAUAAAGACCGGCACGUCGGGCCAGCAGCGCGUGCAGGAGCAGGUGAUGAUGACCGUCAAGCGGCAGAAGUCCAAGACUUCCCAGUCGUCCACCCCGAGCCACUCCAUCCGAGGUUCCAUGUAUGACGGCCUGGCCGACAAUUACAACAGCUGCGGGACCACCGGCCGAAGCAGCUACUACUCGAAGUUCCAGGCGGGGAACGGCGCGUGGGGCUAUCCGAUCUACAAUGGGACCCUUAAGCGGGAGGCAGACAACAGGCGCUUCAGCUCCUACAGCCAGAUGGAGACCUGGGGCCGGCAGUACCCCCGCAGCAGCUGCGUUCCCCCCUGCGCCGGCAGCGACAUCUGCUUCAUGCAGAAGAUGAAGGCCAGCCGCAGCGAGCCCGACCUCUACUGCGACCCCCGCGGCACCCUGCGCAAGGGCACGCUGGGCAGCAAGGGCUUCAAGACCGCCCAGAACCGCUACAGCAUCUAUAGCACCUGCAGCGGCCAGAAGGGGGCCAAGAAGUACCCGGUGCGCCCGCCCUCCUGCACCUCCAAGCAGGACCCCGUGUACGUCCAGCCCAUCACCUGCACCAAGGACCAGUCCUUCAGCCACUCAAGGGUCAGCUCCAAGAUCUGCAGCGAGGACGUUGAGUGCAGCGGGCUGACCAUCCCCAAGGCCGUGCGGUGCCUGACCUCCCCGGACAAGAAGUGCCAGGCCAUCGGGGCCUAUUACAUCCAGCACACCUGCUUCCAGGAUGAGUCUGCCAAGCAGCAGGUGUACCAGCUGGGCGGCAUCUGCAAGCUGGUGGACCUUCUCCGCAGCUCCAACCAGAACGUGCAGCAGGCCGCGGCUGGGGCCCUGCGCAACCUGGUGUUCCGCAGCACCACGAACAAGCUGGAGACUCAGAGGCAGAGCGGCAUCCGCGAGGCCGUCACCCUCCUGAGGAGUACCAGCUGCAUGGAGAUCCAGAAGCAGCUGACCGGACUGCUCUGGAACCUGUCCUCCACCGACGAGCUAAAGGAGGAGCUGAUCUCGGAAGCCCUGCCCGUCCUGGCUGACCGGGUCAUCAUCCCGUUCUCCGGCUGGUGCGAUGGCAACAGCAACGUGCCCCAGAAAGCCGUGGACCCUGAGGUCUUCUUCAAUGCCACCGGCUGCCUGAGGAACCUGAGCUCCGCAGACACGGGGCGCCAGGCCAUGCGCAACUACACGGGUCUCAUUGACUCCCUCAUGGCCUACAUCCAGAAAUGUGUGGCAGCCGGCCGCUGUGACGACAAGUCUGUGGAGAACUGCAUGUGCACCCUGCACAACCUCUGCUACCGCCUGGACACCGAGGUGCCCACCCGCUACCGCCAGCUGGAGCACAACGCCCGCAAUGCCUACACCGAGAAGUCCUCCACCGGCUGCUUCAGCAGCAAGAACGGCAGGAUGAUGAACGACAACUACGACUGCCCCCUUCCUGAGGAAGAGCCCAACCCCAAGGGCAGCAGCUGGCUGUACCACUCGAACGCCAUCCGCACCUACCUGAACCUCAUGGGCAAGAGCAAGAAGGACGCCACCCUGGAGGCCUGCGCCGGCGCCCUGCAAAACCUGACCGCCAGCAAGGGGCUGAUGUCCAGCGGCAUGAGCCAGCUGAUCGGGCUGAAGGAGAAGGGCCUGCCUCACAUCGCCAAGCUCCUGCAGUCGGGCAACUCGGACGUGGUGCGGUCCGGAGCGUCCCUCCUGAGCAACAUGUCCCGCCACCCCGCGCUGCACAGGGCGAUGGGGAACCAGGUGUUCCCGGAGGUGACCAGACUCCUUAGCAGCCAUACCGGCCACACCAGCAACUCGGAGGACAUCCUGUCCUCGACCUGCUACACCGUGAGGAACCUGAUGGCGUCGCAGCCUGCGAUGGCCAAGCAGCACUUCUCCAGCGACAUGAUCUGCAACGUCAUCAACCUGUGUCGCAGCAGCACCUCCCCCAGGGCUGCAGAGGCCGCCCGACUCCUCCUGGCUGACAUGUGGUCCAGCAGGGAGCUGCAGGGGGUCCUCAGACAGCAAGGUUUCGAUAGGAGCAUGCUGGGAACCUUAGCUGGGGCCAGCAGCCUCAGGAACUUCUCCUCCCGAUUCUAA
Messenger RNA from Globicephala melas (long-finned pilot whale), 2184 nucleotides. It is a transcript of the gene PKP1, whose product is annotated as plakophilin 1. Gene Ontology annotation, biological process: cell-cell adhesion; intermediate filament bundle assembly; cell-cell junction assembly. The record is from RefSeq and is a predicted model, not a curated record. Lineage: Eukaryota; Metazoa; Chordata; Mammalia; Artiodactyla; Delphinidae. Gene Ontology annotation, cellular component: plasma membrane; cytoplasm; adherens junction. Gene Ontology annotation, molecular function: cadherin binding.